Molecule: messenger RNA, 2443 nt
Organism: Nerophis ophidion (straightnose pipefish)
Lineage: Eukaryota; Metazoa; Chordata; Actinopteri; Syngnathiformes; Syngnathidae
Gene: adob
Product: 2-aminoethanethiol (cysteamine) dioxygenase b
Exons: 1
Coding region: 612-1313 (233 amino acids)
Cellular component (GO): mitochondrion
Molecular function (GO): oxidoreductase activity, acting on single donors with incorporation of molecular oxygen, incorporation of two atoms of oxygen
Source: RefSeq, a predicted model, not a curated record
ACAUAUGUCAUAUAGUUAUCGGCGUGUAAUUCACACCACUUCGUGUUUACUUUUAAAUUUACUGACAAAGUUGUAAAGUUUAAACCAACAAAGAACGAAGGUGUGUUCACGUGAGCAACAAAAAAGGACUACAUACCCCACAAUGCUAAGCGCAAGGUAGCUGGUAGUCAAUUGCUUUAAAGCGUAUUAAACGCGAGUAUGUCACGUAUUUCUCGGUUUUUACGUCACACAGACGUCGUGUCUACUUAUAUAUUAUAUAUAUGUUUACUUACAUAUUAUAUAUUUAAACUGCAAGGUGUAAAUUUUAAACGGCGGUGCGGUCACGUGACGAGCGGAAGUUGCUGAGCACUUCCGGAAACCAAAAACCCGAGCAACGGAAAAGAAGUCUCACUCUGACUUAUUUUUAAGAACCUGGAAAUAGCACAAGGGCCAUUAGUUUGUAGUUGGGACAAAUCACUAGUAUAAACACGCUUUCACUCAAUAUUUAGUGCUUACAUUUUCACCGAGUGAUGCGAUAACGUGACUUUUGUGUAAGGACGGCUGGAGUGAGGCUUCCCUCCUUAAACACGCGAUCUUGGGCGCUAGCGCAACACGCUAGUGGCACCGUCGCUAUGAGGCCCAGCGAAGACGCCAUGAUGACUUCCAUCGUGCAGAGGAUCGCGCGGCAGGCCCUCGCCACUUUCCAGCACCACCCCGGGCUCGGUGUGCACGCCGCCAAGUGCUUCGCGGAGAACCACGACAAGCUGCACAGCCUCAUGAGCGAGGUGCGCGCCGCCGACCUGAAGCUCACGCCGCCCGCCGCGCCCCCUCCCCGCGGGGCGCCGCCGGUCACGUACAUGCACAUCUGCGAGACGGAGCACUUCAGCAUGGGCGUGUUCCUGCUGAAGAGUGGCGCCUGCAUCCCCCUGCACGACCACCCGGGCAUGCACGGUCUGCUCAGAGUCAUGUAUGGCAAGGUGCGCAUCAGCUGCUACGACCGGCUGGAGUCCUCCCCGCCGCCAGGGGGCGCACUUCGGCGCUGCCUGCUGCGCUCCAGGGGCGAGUACACGCAGGACAGCGAGCCCUGUCUGCUGGCCCCAGAGCGGGACAACCUGCACCAGAUCGACGCGGUGGAUGGCCCCGCCGCCUUCGUGGACAUCCUGGCCCCGCCCUACGACCCGGACGACGGGAGGGACUGCCACUACUACCGGGUGCUGCCGGAGGCGGAACUCGGGGACCCGCAAAGCCGGGAAGUGUGGCUGAUGGAGAUCUCGCAGCCCGUCAGCUUCUGGUGCGGAGCCGAGCCCUACCCGGGCCCCGAGGUGCGCCUCUGACCCGGGGGCGCAGGGUGACGUCACCACGGACUGACCCCGGCGUGUCAGGUGACCCACGUGCGGACUGUUUGACAUGAGCUAACGCCAUCUCUUUGUAGUAUUCGAUGAACUUCGCCCAUGUCGAUCAGCGGUUCUCAAACUCUGUCCACCGCUUGGCUCGCCCAGCAUUAAAACACAGUAGCGUAGCACGUCUAAGUAUUCAUUACUAGGUAGUAGGUCUUUAUUGUCAUUGCACAAGUACAACAAAACUUUGCUUUCAGCACAAACCCGUUCAAGAUUAAACAAACAAACAGUGUACAGGGUUACAGAACAGGAACGCUGAUGGGUCGCCACGAGGCGCCCCGUAAAAGACGGGAAAAGGGUAAAAUGCUGGGGAAAAAGAUUAGUAAAAAAAAAAAAAACACACGUUACAUAAAAUCAAGACAAACUUGCAACAAAGGGGCGGGGAGUUGGGGCCCUGGAAGGCGACCUCUGCUUUGAAGCACUGCCAUCCGACCAUCACCCCGAGGGGAAAAAGUGGUGGUGAAGACGUGGGGGGGUUUUGUGUUUAUGCCCAAUUGUCUUGGGUGUGAUGAUGUAAUGUUUUUUAGACUGAGGCCGAUCUGCAAAAGUUCGACUCCAGGUGUUGUCGAGAGGGAGGGAGGUCAAAAGCGUCUCAUCAUUGAGGUGUCCUCGGGGGUGUUUUUCAGAACAGCCUGCUCCUGUUUCCACAGCGUCAAGGCCAUUCGAGGGAAUCAAAUCGUGGAUUAGGAUGUUUGUUUUCCGCGGGCAGACAAAACAAUGACUUGUAUGUUCGAUUCGUCCAUGCUGGGUGCUCUCAAAUUCAAUUAGAAAUACAAAGUUUCGUUGGGCUUGUGCAUUGACAAUAAAGACCCACCUACCUACUAACUCUAUGUGCAGUACCAAUCGGCGUGCCACGGUUUGAGGACCCCUGAUCGGAGAUAACGGGAAUAACGUCAACAUGCCGACGACUGCUGCUGUCCCGAUUCAAUUCUCAUUCUAGCUCCUUCCGCAAUGCUGCUAAUUCCACUGUGACCCCCUCCAAACAUUUCAGUGUGAAAGACGAGGACUGAGGAGUUUGUAAGUAGCGACCAUGUGGCGCUAAUAAACACCGUUCAAGUCCGACUGAG